Messenger RNA from Penicillium paradoxum, 795 nucleotides. RefSeq names its product putative 2-deoxy-D-gluconate 3-dehydrogenase. Bases 1 to 795 code for a protein of 264 amino acids. The record is from RefSeq and is a predicted model, not a curated record. The transcript is spliced from 3 exons. NCBI's taxonomy places the organism in Eukaryota, Fungi, Ascomycota, Eurotiomycetes, Eurotiales, Aspergillaceae. Gene Ontology annotation, molecular function: oxidoreductase activity, acting on the CH-OH group of donors, NAD or NADP as acceptor.
AUGACAGACGUAAUGUCCCUCUUCUCCCUGAGCGGGAAAACCGCUAUCGUCACUGGGGGAACACGAGGCAUUGGCCAAGCCAUGGCCUUUGCCCUCGCUGAAGCGGGCGCCGAUAUUAUUUUGGUUCAGAGAGACAACACCAACACAUCAACUAAGGAUGAGGUUGUGAACCGCAUUGGCCGCAAGGCUUGGAUUCACGUUGCCGAAUUGGGAGAUAGACAGGCUGUCAAGGGCAUCAUCCCCGCAGUGACGAGUCAAGGACUUAAGCCGGAGAUUCUGGUGAACUGUGCAGGCAUCCAACGGCGACACCCCGCGGAGCAAUUCCCCGAUGAGGACUGGGACGAGGUCCUGGAAGUGAACUUGUCAUCUGUAUUCAUCUUGAGUCGAGAGUUUGCCACAUACCUGCUUGCCCGUGACGCCUCUGAAUUCCCCCACGGUCGCCGGGGCUCCAUCAUCAAUGUUGCCUCACUGCUGACCUUCCAAGGCGGAAUUACUGUCCCCGCCUAUGCGGCAUCCAAGGGAGGCAUUGGGCAACUGACCAAAGCACUCUCAAAUGACUGGCUUGCCAAGGGCAUCAAUGUUAAUGCCAUUGCGCCCGGGUACAUCGCUACCGAUAUGAACACGGCUCUUAUUAACGACGCUAGCCGCAAUGCGGGGAUUAUGGCCCGCAUCCCUGCUGGUCGCUGGGGAAGUCCUGAAGAUUUCAAGGGUGCGGUGGUGUACUUGGCCAGUCGGGCAAGCAGCUAUGUGUCAGGUGAAGUCCUCACUGUGGAUGGUGGAUGGAUGGGACGGUAA